UUCGUUGUGAUGAUGUGGUGUGCUAGUGUCUAGUUCCGCGUAGGUGUUUCUUAGGUGAGUGGAAGUAAACUUUAACAAUGACGGAUUCCCUGUACCUUCCGUAGCUCAGCGUCACGCUCGCUCUCUUAGUCCCUGCGGUUUUUUUGUAAUUAAAAAUAAAAGCUCCUUUGAUGCCAUGUGCCAGUAAGCCGGUGUUUGUGCUUCGUGCGCUGGCUGAGGAGCUGGAGGAUGGACGUGUGUCUGUGUGCCGUGCUCCAGGCUCUGCUCGUCCUGGCUGUGCUCGCCUUGGCUUUGGUUGUUUUGAUUGCCCAUGUUAGCGCCGGUAUGGUGAACCAGACAAGCCGCGAUCAGGAGAGAUACUUCCUUACCCCUGGGGGGGAGAAGAACCCUUUCCCCAGUCUGUCUGACCCCCAUUCCCGGGAACUGUCUGUAGUAGUGCCCUCCUACAACGAGGAGUUCCGAUUGCCGGUUAUGAUGGAAGAAGCCAUGGCGUACUUGGAGAAAAGACAGUCUGUGCAGAAGGAGAACCCAUCAUUCACCUAUGAAGUCAUAAUAGUUGAUGAUGGCAGCAGAGACAGAACCACAGAGGUUGCCUUGGGGUACACCAAGAAGUAUGGGGCAGACAAAGUGAGAGUACUUACACUAGUAAAGAAUCGUGGGAAAGGGGCUGCUGUCCACAUGGGCACCCUGAGCUCUCGAGGCCGUCUCGUCCUGAUGGCGGACGCGGACGGAGCCACAAAGUUUGCUGACAUUGAGAAGGUGGAGGCCGGCCUGCGGAACCUCAGUCCGAAGCCGGAGAACAUGGCUAUCUCCUGUGGAUCCAGGGCUCACCUGGAAAAAGAAUCGGUGGCUCAGAGGUCCCUGUUCCGUACCUUCCUGAUGUACGGCUUCCACUUCCUGGUGUGGUUCUUCUGUGUGAAAGGGAUCAAGGACACUCAGUGUGGCUUCAAGCUGUUCACACGUGAGGCAGCGCUGCGAACCUUCAGCAGUCUGCACGUGGAGCGCUGGGCUUUUGAUGUGGAGCUCCUCUACGUAGCCCAGCGUUUGAAGAUACCUGUAGCAGAAGUGGCAGUCAACUGGACGGAGAUUGAAGGGUCAAAGUUGGUGCCAUUCUGGAGUUGGCUGCAGAUGGGCAAAGAUCUAGUGUUCAUUAGACUCCGUUAUAUCACCGGUGCCUGGAGACUGGAGCCCCUGAGAAAAACCCAGUAGCCCUUCCUUCUGCAGCCAUGUGGAUGUGCAUGAGUGUGCCGUUCCCAUGAACAUAAUGUGCUGCCACAAAUGACAGACUGGCCAGGGCUACCACACUUUGUGUCCAACUACGUACGAACUGUAAUCUUUUAUUGUCAUGAUUUUGGUGAACCGUAAACGUUUUACUUUUCUUGUGGUUUCUGAGCAACAUAUAGAGUUUUUGAUUUAAACAGCCCUGAACAUGGUCGGCCAAAUAAAAGAGUAUAACAAUCA
Messenger RNA from Electrophorus electricus (electric eel), 1461 nucleotides. It is a transcript of the gene alg5, whose product is annotated as ALG5 dolichyl-phosphate beta-glucosyltransferase. Lineage: Eukaryota; Metazoa; Chordata; Actinopteri; Gymnotiformes; Gymnotidae. The record is from RefSeq and is a predicted model, not a curated record. Gene Ontology annotation, biological process: protein N-linked glycosylation. Gene Ontology annotation, cellular component: endoplasmic reticulum membrane.